Messenger RNA from Osmia lignaria (orchard mason bee), 5223 nucleotides. The record is from RefSeq and is a predicted model, not a curated record. Lineage: Eukaryota; Metazoa; Arthropoda; Insecta; Hymenoptera; Megachilidae.
AAAAGCGUUUCCCGUAAGCGUCUUAACCACACGAACAAAGAAGUUUGUAACAAAGCCCAUUUUUCUCGUUCUGUUUCAGCAAUCAUGGCGCACUUCUUCUUCCUGGCUGCGUUCUUCUGGCUGAACACGAUGUGCUUCAACAUCUGGUGGACGUUCAGAGACCUGAGACCAGCGAGCUUGGAAAAAGGCCAAGAGAACCUCAGACUCCGCGUGUACGGCUGUUACGCUUGGGGUGGCCCCCUUCUGGUCGCCGGUCUGGCCGCCCUUCUGGAUCAUCUUCCGCCUCAGCCUCAGUACACCUUCCUCAGGCCUCGUUUCGGCGAGAAACAGUGUUGGUUCUACGGUGACAUGGAGAUCCUGGCAUACUUUUUCGGACCCAUCGGUGUUCUUCUGGCGGUAAAUCUAUUAUUCUUCGCUGCGACUGCUCGCGAGCUGACGUGCGGACUGUGGAAGGGUGAAUUCGUGAAAAGCACCACCGAAAGAGCCGCGCUUGGCCGCGUUUGCAUGAAGCUAGUGGUCGUGAUGGGUGUCACCUGGGUGGCCGACGUGGUCUCAUGGGCAGUCGGCGGGCCCCAGUACAUCUGGUAUUUCACGGACAUGAUAAACGCGUUCCAAGGGGUGCUGAUAUUCGCGGUGGUUGGCUGCCAGCCUCAAGUCCGGGCCGCUUUGAAGCGGAUCUGCAACAGGAACCCGAGAACGAACGCGGAAAGACAGGGAAACGGGCUAAGCACCACGAGCCAUGGGAUGCCCAGCAUGGGCGACAGCGUCACUCAGAAUCCCAGUACGAAGACUGCUCCGUUGGAGACCAUCUGUUAAAGAAUAAUCGGCCCUCGAACAUCGCGCUCUCGAGAUUCAAAGAUCUUUCCCGUAAACAGACAGAUCCACGGGAUCCGUUGGACGGGACGCAGAGCUGGCCACGUGUCUUUCCAGGCCAAACAGACACGGAAGUAUAGAAAGCGGAAAGUACACUGUAUACGAAGCGGUUAAAACGAAUCGACACCGGCCAAGCAGAACCCUUUCCCUCGAUAUCUUGCUACGUUUCAUCGAUCUUCGAGGACGAUGAUUCGUCGAACCGCUUCGCUGAUCGCGUUAGAAGGUCGCCGACCUCGAGACCGAUAAAUUCCUCAACCAGCAACGUUCAUCCCCGUUCCGGAUGACUUUGCCACUCGACCAGCCGCCGUUUUCACGGCAAAAUGUCCGCUCGAAUUAGUCCUCGAAUCCAUCCGUUGGAAAUUCUUCUCUCUCGAGGUCGUCGAUCUUGGUUGGAUACAGCAGUCGUGGCGAACAGAGACGACCGCUCGUCCCCGUGGACUUGGGAAUGUAGAAAACGGUACUACGACAGUCUGUCACUUUGAAUAGUUCAUUGUCUCGCUAGACAACACAAUGGAGAGCAGAGAAAACAACGCGAAGCGACAAAUAUUCAUAGAGAUCCCCCAGAGGGACAGUCGCGGCUUCGACUCGGUCGAGUAAGUACGCUUCGCGUUAAGAUCGUCGUUUCUACAACCGUCAAGUUCCCUCGAUUUCUCUCUAAUCUAAGGUCAGUUUAAUUAGGCGUACGAGAAUCUGGUGUCCAUUUUUCUGCAGGAUGAUAUCGAGAAACGCGUUGUUAUUUAUACCGUCUUUUUGGAAAUAAUUAUUUUGAUCCUAUUUUUGCUGUUCGAAUCGUUGAUAGAUCAUCCCGAAUGGGUCUCUCUCGUUGAUUUCUUCAAUUUUAUACAAGGACUCGACACGUCCAUGUCGUAGUUUGUUUAAAAUUUCGUACGAUUCAUAGUGAUAUUUGUUUUAAAGAAGAAUAAUACGAUCGGGACCAAAUUGUUGCAUAUUCAUAACCGAUUCCAAAGACUGAACAAUCGGGAUGACAAAUUCGAUGAAGUAUGCGACGACCUUGACCCGCGUUCACCGUCAUCCUGCCACGAAAGGACGAACCGUGAAUUCCAAGCUUUCCUCUCUUCGUUAUUCCUCGAGCGUAUCUAAAGCUGUCCGAUUUCCUUUAGCAUAAAUUUGCAUCGGCAUCGUAACCGGCUACAAUCCUGCCUGCCAUUAACAUGUAUCAUUAAGAGGUUUUUUUUGCAACGUGACCUCGUCUCGAUAUCGACCUCUUAAUAAAUCCCUUCCUGUCGAGGACAUUCUAAGCCAUUUUCCAUUUGUUAUCUUUGCGUGGAUAACUGCACAGCCAUUGAAAUUUUGAUAAUGAAAAUUUUUAUUUUGAAUAAAUGAAAGGACAUAAAAAUGUCUGAAGAAUUAGAAUUUGAAAGUACCUAGCUAUCCCGAUUGUCGACACAACAUAAUGUAUAUUAAUAUGGGCACAGAUGAUCGUACGACUAAUAGAGAGGUUCGAAAGAAAGUGUAUCCGCACUGCCAAAAUCGACUUGAAACGGUAAGACUUUCGAACGAACACCUUUACAACAACUUUUGAUAAGAAUUUACAGAUUAUAUUCGUAGUUUCAAUGGAAGCACAACGAAGCAUCGAACGACCUUCUUUUUUUUAUAUUUUUUAAUACACCUUAACCCUUAAGUUGGUAUUUCUUUGGAAAUUCAUCUGAUCCUUAUCGAGUUUAUUUCAUCGGCGAUUCCGUGGAAAUAUUUUAAUUGGAAUACAAACGAAAUACCGAUCGAAGGUGUUAAACGAACAAUACAAAAGCAAUGAAGUUCUCGUCGUAUCCUCGCUCAAGUUCGCGACGAGAGACGUUAUUCUUUCUUUAUUUUUCAUUGAUAUGAGUCACGCUUACACGAAAUCGUACGUAGGUAGGUCAGGGCAUAAUCGACGAGAAACUCGUGACAAUACACACUAGGAAUUCAAUGCCUUCUGAAAUGCCUUCCAAACGUGGUGUUCAAUGUGCCGAACUGUAUACAAUGGGCAAACAGCCGGAGACCGAGCGAAGUCUCCACGGUUCUUGCAUCGCGUGCGACCAUUCCCGCGAUUUCCGCUCGAACUUCCGAUGACAUUCCACGACAGAUUCGUUCAAAUUCAUCGAUUAAGGGUUUUACAUUGAAAUAAUCAACAGUGUAUACCUUGAAAUUUCUUUUAUUUUUCAAUAACUAUACAGUUCAUAUAGAAUUGGUAAUUUGAUUUUCUAUAAAAUUAAAGUCUGUCAGGUUUCUGAAAUUUCAUAGGAAGUGGCCGACGAUGAAGCAAGGACCGCCUAAAAACCGUCUCGCGUCUACGUAGAGUUUAGAGUACCUCGCACUCGGGUUUACUAUUCUUUAGAGCACAGGAACGCGUGAGUAGAGUAAUCAUUGUCAUUGUCAUUGUUUCUUCAGGUGCAUCCAAGAGACUGAUCCACGCGUUAUUCUUCGUUCUCAUGUUAGUCGAAACUAUCUGAACUCUGUGCGAGGAUUCGCUCAGUGGUAAAUUGUUUCUAGUCUAAAAUCAGAAAUGAAUUCGCAUCGAUAUUGAUGGUAUUAAUUUUAAAAGUGAGAAAAUUAUUCACAAACCUUUUCCAAAGCAAAAUGAAUCUUCCAUUUGAAAACAGAUAGUUUCGAAAACCAUACUAGUUCCUUUUCUUCUGUAUGAAUGAGAGUGGAAUGCUACGUCACGUCGUUGAAAUCUCACCGAUUUGCAAUAAUUCCUCGGUAAUAAAGGAUUAAAAUUACGGUGUUCUUCGACGAGAUACGUGUCCACUUUGCGUGCGUGGACGUUGCGAAUGAUCGCGUGACAAUGCGAAGCUUGUGUGAACGGCACCGUGUAAUUAGUGUAUCAACGAGCAUUAACUCGAUUAUAAAUCCCUCGCUGUGUAUAAUCGCGAUCGAACGAUCUGUAACGACGCGGCGGCAUGGCAAAACUCGCAGGAUAUUAAUAUUAUUAUUGAAUAUAUAAUAAAAAAGCGAAUGUUUUCGCGUGCGUUCCCAUCGAUCGUCGCUCGCCAUCGCAAUCCUUGUAGAUAACAUUCUCCUCCUCGUUAUAAUAUUAUUUGUAAUUAAAGCGUUGAUUGGCGUUGAUCAGGCAACGAUAACGCUGUUGCAACGCGCCUUCAGCGUGUAAGUUAUUCGCGUCCUUUUUACUGCAACCAGUUCGAGAUGAAGAUUCUCAUUCUUCUUCGAAAGAUAGCUGGUAGCAAGGAGGUCAUUUAGCGUUCACAACCAUAGUUUAGUCGGAUAGGUAGGAUAAUCGAUGAAGCAAGGUACAGACGUAGCCUUAUAUUAAUUUAUUCAAAGUAGUCGUUGUUGGAUAAGAGGAAAUGUAUACCCAUACACACGUACAAGUAAACAUAGGAGUAAUAAACGUACACGGUAGCUUGCCAGUAUAAAAGUAGAAUUAAGGUGAAACGUGAGAAGGGCACGAGAGGUGAUAGAGGAAAUUAGAAUAAAUUGGCGAGCAAUCAACGAUUAACAUUUUUAUUUAUUCAGUCACUGUUGUGUGUUUCAUUUUUGGUACAAUCAGACGACAAUCGAUCGUGAUUUAUAAUCUCAAUAAUUUCAACCCUUUCGCUUCGAUGCAAUUGCGACAAAAUAUGCUCGUUUUGAAUGACUGGACGUUGACAAGCGGAGUGCUUACGUUUGCGUUCUCCCUAAUAUGCAAUGAAAUUCAUCACGGUAAUUAGAAUCAUUUGUCGAAAAUAACGAAAUUUAUUUUAUUCUAUUUUUCAUCUUUCGGGGCCGAAAGGGUUGAAGAAUAACAACCCUUUUGCCAAUUUAUUCGUAAUCUAAGGUUCAUCGAAGACCUCGUGCCUUCGCGAUGUAAUUUCGCACCGUGAAAAAUUCAAUGUUGGACGGUAGUAUCGACCAUAAUAAAUGAAAAUUACAAAACCCAAAUCGUCCAUUCGAAACUGUAUUUAAUUAAGAGAAAAAAAAAAUUAACGAUAUAAGUACCGACAUAAAAUGCUUGAUAAAAUGAAAAGCACGAGGCUAAUUUCAACAUUGUAUUAUUCGCGGUCUGGCCAAAAUAGUUCGUCACUUUUUGUAUAUUUUUUACGAGAACGUAGAGAGAAACUGUUCCGUCGUAGACAUUGUUAUAUGUGUAUCGAGAAGAAGGAUUCUUCGCAGACACGGAGGCUAUAUAAAGAGACAAUAGUAUUAACUCGUCGAGCAUAUUAAAGACGAGUUUGUGACGAGCUCGUCUUGGCUCGAUUAACCAUGUAGAGAACAGCCAAUUAUCAUCGUGGUAGAGAAUUUACGAUUACAACGACCCUGUACUAAGGCCGAUCGUACACACCAUUCCUGUACAAUGUAUUGUAACAGUAUUUAAUAUCGCACUAAUGGUAUAAUAAAUGAUAACUGUUAGUA